This is a messenger RNA of Manduca sexta (tobacco hornworm), 2706 nucleotides long. It is a transcript of the gene kel, whose product is annotated as kelch-like protein 3. Gene Ontology annotation, molecular function: protein binding. Lineage: Eukaryota; Metazoa; Arthropoda; Insecta; Lepidoptera; Sphingidae. Bases 533 to 2467 code for a protein of 644 amino acids. The record is from RefSeq and is a predicted model, not a curated record. The transcript is spliced from 11 exons.
UAACAAUCAAAUUAUUUUCACACCAAUGACAAGUCAAUUCUAAUAAUUGACUUGUCAUUGCUCUGAAAACGUAACUUUUACUGUCGAGUGAGAUAGUAAACUCUAAUUAAAUGUUAGUAUUAUAAAAUGAUUAUAAGUUAAAUGGAAUCGGCACAAAAUCUUCUUGGAUCGGCCUGGCCAUAUGUAAUCUGUGGUCACGAUUGACAUCCAUUGUUGACAUCAGACAUCGUCAGUUUGACAUAUUUUGUAAAUGCAUAUUUAUAUUUCACAAUUUACUAAAUAUUAUGCACUUUAUAUUAUUUCUAUAGUGAUCUGAUAAAGAUUUACUGUCAUCGUUUCGCUGGAUAUUGUCAUUUUGUAUCUUUAGUUAACGUAUAGGUUUUUGUAAGAUAAGAUGGUAUUAGUGAAUUUUGUGAAAAGAAUAUAUACAAUUUUAUUAUAGACUAAGUAUUGGCGGUGAAUGUUGUGAGUUGAGGUGUAACGAGUGGAGGACUGGUCACUGAGUCACAAGCAGCCGGCGCGCUCGGCCGAGAUGGAGGGCCAAGGCGACAGUGAUCGGGAACGAGCGCUGCUGGGAGUGGAGAACAGCGCGGCGGAGGGUGACGGUGACGGCGACAGCGAGCGCGGCCGGUACAGUGUGUUGGUGCGUUGCGCGUCGCAGUCGUCGCUGGACGAGUCGUCGCAGCGGCCGGCGGGCGGCGAGGGCGCCCCCUCGGCCGCGCACCACGCCGGCAAGCUGCUCGAGGCGCUCGCGCGGCUGCGCGCGGCGGGCGCGCUGUGCGACGUGCGGCUGCAGGGCGCGGGGCACGGCGCGGGGCACGGCUCGGCGCUCGGCGCGGCGGAGGGCGCGGCGCAGGACGAUGAGCGCGCCGACUGUUCCGUGCCCGCGCACCGCGCCGUGCUGGCGGCCGCGUCGCCGUACUUCCACGCCAUGUUCACGCAGUUCGACGAGCGCACGCGACCGCUCAUCACUAUACAGAACGUGGAGCCGGCGGCUCUGGAGGCGAUCAUCGAGUACAUGUACACGCCGGAGUCGCUCGUCAUCACCGAGGACAACGUGCAGGCGCUGCUGUCGGGCGCCUCGCUCGUGCAGGUCGGCGGCGUGCGCGACGCCUGCUGCGCCUUCCUCGCGCGCGCGCUCUGCGCCGACAACGCGCUCGGCAUCCGCGCCUUCGCCGAGCUCCACGCCUGCGCACACCUCGCCGCCGCCGCCGCGCGGUACAUCGACGCGCACUUCCUGCACGUGCUCGACACCGAGGAGUUCCUCGCGCUCGCGCCCGACACGCUCGCGCACCUGCUCGACAGCGACCGCAUCACGGUGCCGAACGAGGAAGUCAUUCUGGACGCCGUCAUCAGGUGGAUGCGGCACGAGCCGGAGACGCGGCAGCAGCACCUGGGCGCGCUGCUGGAGCACGUGCGGCUGCCGCUGCUGGCGCAGGACGCGCUGGUGGCGCGCGCGGCCGCCGAGCCGCUCGCCAGCGCCGGCCUGCGCGUCAAGGACCUGGUCAUCGAGGCGCUGUCCUUCCACCUCAUGCGGCCCGAGCGCCGCGCCCUCGCCGCCGCCUCGUGCCCCCGCGCGCGCCCGCGUCACCCGCCCGCCUCGCCCAAGAUGCUGCUGGUGGUCGGCGGCCAGGCGCCGAAAGCGAUUCGUGAUGUGGAAGCAUACCACAUGGAGUGCGGACGCUGGCGGCCGUGCGCGGAGCUGCUCACGCGGCGGUGUCGCGCCGGGCUAGCUGUCGUACACGGGAAGGUGUAUGCCGUCGGCGGGUUCAAUGGCACCUUGCGCGUCCGCACCGUAGACGUGUACGACAUCGCGACUGACACGUGGGCGACUGGUCCGGCGCUGUGUGCGCGCCGCUCCACACUGGGCGUCGCCGUCAUCGGCAGCGUCGUGUAUGCGGUAGGAGGGUUCGACGGUGCCACAGGACUCAGCUCUGCGGAGGCAAUGGACACGCGCGAAGGCGUAUGGCGGCCGAUCGCGUGCAUGUCGACGCGGCGCUCCUCGGUGGGCGUGGCGGUGCUCGGCGGUAAGCUGUACGCGGUCGGCGGAUACGACGGCGCGUCACGACAGUGCCUGCACACGGUGGAGCGGUACGACCCGGUGGCGGACGCGUGGGAGCCGGUGGCGGAGAUGUCGGCGCGGCGCUCCGGUUGCGGAGUGGGCGUGGCGGACGGCGCGCUGUACGCGGUGGGCGGCCACGACGGGCCGGCCGUGCGCCGCUCCGUGGAGCGCUACCGGCCCGAGCGCGGCUGGGCGCCCGCGCCGCCCAUGCACACCGCACGCCGCAACGCCGCCGUCGCGCACCACGCCGGCAAGCUCUACGUGGUCGGAGGCGACGACGGCGCCGCCAACCUCAACACCGUCGAGGUGUUUGACCCGGCCACCGACUCGUGGACGCUGCUCCCGGCGGCGAUGUCCGUCGGCCGCUCGUACGCGGGUGUAGCGAUAGUGGAACGGGCGGCGUGAUGGCGCGCCCCGGCGUCGCCUCCGCCGCCGCCCCGCCCGCCAUCUGCGCCCGCGCCGCAUCAUCCGCGCCCCCACCCUGCGCUGCAACGCCAUGUGCGUUUGCACAUGCUCGCCGAGCCAGGAUAUGCGAAUGUAGGCGUAUAUGCGGGAGGGGCGAGCGCGGGCGGCGUCGGUGUGGGAGUCGGCGUCGGUGUCGGCGUCGGUGUCGGCGUCGGCGGCGGCGUGGCGGCGGCCGGGGC